Molecule: messenger RNA, 1521 nt
Organism: Capsicum annuum
Lineage: Eukaryota; Viridiplantae; Streptophyta; Magnoliopsida; Solanales; Solanaceae
Product: probable trehalose-phosphate phosphatase 2
Exons: 9
Coding region: 153-1196 (347 amino acids)
Biological process (GO): trehalose biosynthetic process
Molecular function (GO): trehalose-phosphatase activity
Source: RefSeq, a predicted model, not a curated record
ACUAAACCCCUUCCGCCACCUAUAUAAACUCCCCUUAACUUUGUUAAUUCUCCUUCCCUUUUCUCCUUCCUUCUCUUAUUACAAUUUCUAGCUCAACAUUAACUCUUUCUCAGAAUUCUCAAGCAGUUGCUCAGUUUAAUUUAACAUCAAAAAUGAGGGAAAAUUUGACAAGGUGGCUGUACCAGGCAAUGGGAUUCCAGAAUGGGCUGGCUAAGACUCAAAGAAUUGAGUCCAUUUCAAAAGCAACUAAGCCUAACAAGGCUGAGCCCAAGGCAGAUUCUAAGCCUGAUCAAAUGGACAUUUCUGCUGAUGUCAAAUACCUUUCUUGGUUGAAAGGGCACCCUUCAGCACUUAGCUCCUUCCAGGAGAUGAUGGAAGCAGCAAAGGGAAAAUGUGUUGUCGUGUUUUUAGACUAUGAUGGGACAUUAUCGCCAAUUGUAAAUGAUCCUGAACGCGCCUUCAUGUCUGAUUUGAUGCGCUCAGCUGUUGGAGAUGUAGCAAAGCUCUACCCGACAGCUAUAAUAAGUGGAAGAAGUCGACAGAAGGUUUAUGGUUUUGUAAAGUUGGAUGAUAUAUUCUAUGCGGGGAGCCAUGGGAUGGACAUAAUGGGACCUGCCAUCCAAGCUAAUUCUUAUGAUGGAAAGUACCAAAGCAAGGCCCUUGAUAAAAAGGGGAACGAACUCACUGUCUUCCAGCCCGCUCAGGACUUUCUGCCUUCAAUUGAGAAGAUGUUGAAUGAGUUGGAGGAAACAACUUCGGAGAUAAAUGGAGCUCUGGUUGAGGACAACAGGUUCUGCAUCUCUGUACAUUACCGGCAUGUCUUACAAGAGGAUUUAGGGCUGCUGGAAAAGAAAGUUCAAACACUAGUUGCCAAGUACCCCGGUUUUCAUCUUACAAGGGGUAAGAAAGUUAUUGAAAUACGUCCAUCCAUCAAGUGGAACAAAGGCGACGCUCUGCUUUACUUGCUUGAAACUUUAGGGUUCGCGGAUUCAAGUGAUGUUCUCCCAAUUUACAUCGGAGAUGACAAAACUGAUGAAGAUGCUUUUAAGGUACUCAAGGGUAGAGGACAAGGGUAUCCUAUUAUAGUGUCUAGUAAUCCAAGGGACACAUUGGCAUCUUACUCUCUGCACGAUCCAUCCGAAGUGUUAUCUUUUCUGAUACGGCUGGCCAGGUGGGGGGAGCUUUCCGCUGUGUAGAUUGCUUAUGAAGUGGAGCUGUGAUGGAUAAGUAAAUUAUAUCCAAUGUACAGUUUAUAUAAAAUUAUAUCGCUAUACAUGGUAAAACUGGAAGGAGUGGGAGCAAAGGUAUAAAAGGCGUUUUUUGUGGUCCGCCUGAUAUGCUCCCAUUAGGUUUACGAAGUAGUAGCAAUAUUAGUCAUAUAUAAACUUAAGAAUGAAAAAUGCAGUUGGGUGAGUUUUUUGCAUCAUUUCCCAACUACUGCUGUAGCAGCAGCAGCUUAUUAAUGGAAACUUUUGAACUUUUCGGCUUCAUUUGAUCUUAUGUCAAGUUUUUGUUAAUCUU